AGCGCCACCAUAUACCUUUCUUCAAGCAAGCAGCAAUGUCCCAACCCAGCAACACAAUAUUACUUCCCUGCGAAACGACGGUCCACCUACUCCUCGAAAUAUUCGAAGCUUGCAAAAUAAUCGAGAAUAUCGAGCGUCAGCUAGUACAACUCGCCACGACCUCUGAACUUGCCAUGACCCUGGAAUUGGCCCAAAACGCAAUAUCACAGUGCAAGGACUAUCGACUGAAGGAAUCUCUUCUUCGUAAACUAGCGGCAGAAAUCGUGGACAUCAAGGUUGCAGUGCGUAAUAGGUCUGGUGAAGACUGUGAUGUGUACAGGAUUCUGGUCCUGCAAGAAAGGAUUGUCGCUUAUCGGUGAUCAUUCUCCUCGCUGUAUUGCCUUGAUGCAUCAACUUUUUCAUUGAACUAGGCUCAGGAACAUGAAGAUCAUUCGCCUGCUCUUGUUCAGAUAUUUCUGGCUCGUGAUGCUCUCUCCGUAUCUCCUGUGGUUUCUGUCUUGGGUCAAAUAUCUAGCUUGACUGUCGGUACGUUUUCAGUGAAAUAUCGCAGAUGCUCGUCGUUUGACCAUAAUUACAGUGUUUUCGUGGCUGUAUUACACCAUUCUCUGUAUACCUCUUCUGAGAGGAUCUCAUAUCUGCUGUUGUCAAUGUAAAUUUGGAAAAUAUUCUGUACAUGA
Guyanagaster necrorhizus is the source of this 677-nucleotide messenger RNA. RefSeq lists its product as uncharacterized. The record is from RefSeq and is a predicted model, not a curated record. NCBI's taxonomy places the organism in Eukaryota, Fungi, Basidiomycota, Agaricomycetes, Agaricales, Physalacriaceae. The coding region runs from base 36 to 359 and encodes 107 amino acids. The transcript is spliced from 2 exons.